GAGGAGCUGCCCACAGUACUGAGGAGCUGCACGCCGGGAAAAGUUUACCUCGAACUAUUACACUCGACUAAAAGGAGGGAGAAACAGCAAAGAUGGCAACUCAAGCACAGCAGACGCCCCACCUGCACCUGGCUGAGAUCACCGCGGCGCAGUUCAUCGACAUCUGGAAACAUUUUGACGCAGACGGAAAUGGUUACAUCGAAGGGAAGGAGCUGGAGAACUUCUUCAAGGAGCUGGAGACUGCGAGGCGAGGAGGAGGCGUGGAUCCUACACAUGCUACGUUCAAAGAAAAGAUGAAGGAGUUCAUGGCCAACUUUGACAAGAACGCUGAUGGGAGGAUUGAGAUGUCAGAGUUGGCUCAGCUUCUGCCCACAGAGGAAAACUUCCUGCUCUGUUUCAGAGAGUUUGUGGGAUCCAGCGCAGAGUUUAUGGCUGCCUGGCGGAGGUACGACACUGACCGAAGUGGAUACAUAGAGUCAAAUGAGCUGAAGGGUUUCCUGUCCGACCUGCUGAAGAAGGCUAACAGAAACUAUGAUGACAAGAAGCUUAUUGAGUAUACACAGACAAUUCUGAGGAUGUUUGAUCUGAAUGGUGACGGGAAACUGGGCCUUUCUGAGAUGGCGAGGCUCUUGCCGGUCCAGGAAAAUUUCCUAAUGAAGUUUGAGGGGAUCAACCUCACAGUUAAAGAAUUUGACUCCCUCUUCACCCUCUAUGAUAAGGAUGGGAAUGGGUAUAUUGAUGAGCAGGAGCUGGAUGCUUUGCUGAAGGACCUCUGCGACAAGAACAAAAUGGACGUGGCCCCCGAGGACUCAAAAGGACUGGUGGGGUACAAGAAGAGCAUCAUGGCUCUAUCUGAUGGAGGGAAACUGUACCGCACCGAGCUGGAAAUCGUCCUCUGCCGGGACUCCACGCUGUGAGCUCCUUGCCUGGGACCCUGCUGUCCUCCCCCACUGCCUCCUCCUUCCUACCUCCUGAUGUAACCUGGUGCAUGUGUGACCCUUAACCUUGCUUCACCACUUAAGUGAAAACAAAAGUGCUCCUGAGAGCACACGGUGUACCGCUGGCCCUGCUAUUUUAGCUUUGUACCCCUCUGAGUUGUAUUUCUUUUUUUGGAUCUUAAAAGGCUGUUCCACAGUGACAGAGCCAUAGCAAUGACUACAGGAAUAUACUGUGUAUUUAUUCAUUUUACUUCCCGUUUUUAUUAUGCAUUUUUUUUACGUUGACCUAAUAUCUAUAUGUUUCUCUCCCAAUGAAUUUUAAAUGAAUACUUUUGUUUUGUAGCAUCUGUUUAUUUAUUUAUAUUUAUAUUAUAUAAUAUUAUUUGAUGAGGCUUGUACUGUUCUAUUAAAGAUAUUGAGAGAAUUAAUAAAUAUAUGAUAACAA
Molecule: messenger RNA, 1383 nt
Organism: Cyclopterus lumpus (lumpfish)
Lineage: Eukaryota; Metazoa; Chordata; Actinopteri; Perciformes; Cyclopteridae
Product: calretinin-like
Exons: 11
Coding region: 93-917 (274 amino acids)
Biological process (GO): regulation of long-term synaptic potentiation; regulation of presynaptic cytosolic calcium ion concentration
Cellular component (GO): cytosol; nucleus; terminal bouton
Molecular function (GO): calcium ion binding
Source: RefSeq, a predicted model, not a curated record